AUGCAGUGGGAAGAGGACUGGAUGACCAUCCAGAGAAAGGAAGAGGAAGAGGAUGAUAUCCUAGAAGAGGUUUGCCCUGAGAAACAAGUCAAUCCGCUUUGUCCAGUGCAUUACUUCUCAAAGAAACAGCAUAAAGAGGAUUGUAGAAGGUGGAGGAAAGCUCUUAUAAUCAAACUUAUGGGCAGAAAAAUUAGAAACCGUUUUUUGAUGACUAGAUUGAAGAACCAAUGGAGACUCGGAGGGGGUAUAGAGGUUGCCGAUCUAGAUAACGAUUACAUACUGAUUAACUUCAAAGAGGAAAAGGACUACCAAAACGUCCUACAUGGAGGCCCCUGGAUAGUGGUGGACCACUACGUGGUAGUGCAGAGAUGGAGGCCAAUGUUUGACCCUUAUGAGGAGGAAGUUACAAGAAUAGUUGUUUGGGUUUGUAUUCCGGGCCUGCCGAUGAAAUUCUACACAACCCAUCACCUAUGGAGAAUAGGUAACCUCUUGGGCAAGACCCUCAAAGUACACAAAAAUCUCCUGAGGAAAUCUAAUGGAAGGGAGGGAGAAUACACAGAGAAAGCCAAGUAUGCAAGGAUUUGCAUCGAGGUUGAUAUGAGGAAAAGCUUCGUAUCCCAAUUUCAGUUAGGAGAACUAGGUGACAAGAUUUUAUAUGUGGCCUAUGAAGGUUUGCAUUUAAUAUGUUUCAGAUGUGGACGCUACGGACACAGACAAGAUAUAUGUAGUGGAGGGAUAUACACAGAGAAAACACCAGAUAUGGUCCAGGCAGGGAUCCAGGUUUAG
Gastrolobium bilobum is the source of this 786-nucleotide messenger RNA. RefSeq lists its product as uncharacterized. Bases 1 to 786 code for a protein of 261 amino acids. Gene Ontology annotation, molecular function: zinc ion binding; nucleic acid binding. The record is from RefSeq and is a predicted model, not a curated record. NCBI's taxonomy places the organism in Eukaryota, Viridiplantae, Streptophyta, Magnoliopsida, Fabales, Fabaceae. The transcript has a single exon.